GAUGUUUUUCCUGACAAAGCAACACAAAGGAAAAUUCUUUCUUUUGCAAUCAAAUGUCCAAGUGAAGGCUGUGAAUGGACUGGAGAACUUAGGGAAAAAGAGGUUCACCUGUCUUCUUGUCCUUGUAAAGUUAUCCCAUGUUGUAACGAAAACUGUUUCGUGAGAGUUCAGAGACGACACCUUUCCCACCACUUGGGCGUCACAUGUGAGUGGAGAAUUAUCAAAUGCGAUCACUGUAGUGAAUCACAACCACGGUGUCAAAUGCAGGAUCAUAUUCACCAGUGCAGUAAGUUCCCAGUAACUUGUCCGAACAAAUGCAGCUGCUUAGUUCCCAGGGGAAAAGUUUCAAAUCACCUUGAGGACGAUUGUCCAUUGUCAAAAAUUCCUUGCCCACAUGUCCGUAUAGGAUGCAAAACGGAGGUUCGACGAAAAGAAGUGGACUCUCAUCUUCAGGAUUUUAUGAAAAUCCAUCUUGACUUGGCUUGUAUGAAGUUAAGAGAUACAGAAGAUGAGUUGAAGAAAACUCAAGAUAAGUUAAAUGACACACAGGAAACUACAAAAACUUUGACAAAGAAACUUGAGACACUUCAGGGACGGUUUGAAACAAGCACAGUGAUGAUAAAAAGUGAAUCUUCCACAUAUCCCUGGUGGUUUGUUUGGAAACUUAAUGAUUUUAGUAACAUUCUGAGACAAGCGAAAGCUGCAGAAAGGAAGUCAAUUGAGAGUGACCCAUUCUAUACCGAAAUCUGUGGCUACAAGCUAAAAUUAAGAAUUCACCCCAAUGGUCUUAGAUCUGGUAAGAACAAUUACCUAUCAGUUUUCUUCGCUAUAAUGAAAGGUGAAUACGAUGCGAUAUUAAACUGGCCUUUUAAGAGGAAGGUGAAAUUCACACUGAUUGAUCAACAGGAUGAUCCAGACAAACGAAGAAACAUUACUAUGGUGAUAAAAAAAUCGGAUAACUUAAAUGGCUAUGAAAGGCCUAAAGUUGAAAAUUCAGGUCGGGGGCUUUGCAAUUUUAUAUCUCACAAGACACUUUAUUCAAGGAGGUACCUUGUAGAUGACACGCUGUUUAUUCGGUUUGAAAUUGGUCCGGCUCAAAAGGUGACUUUUCCUUCUUAUUUAGUUAGUGAUGAAUCUGACUGAUCGGUGACUGAUAGAUGCCAUCAUUUUCAGUAUAGUGCAUUACAGCACUCUAAUGAUUGAUUCAGUAUGGCUUUUCUCCACCGCAUCAAAAUUGACAUACUUUUUGUGCCGUGAAAAAGGCAAAAUUUUUAAGGUUUUUUGAAUAAACAAGAACGAAUUCGAAGGAUGAAGUCUAAGUUACCCAGCCUGCCUGUAACGCGAUCAGGAUCGUUGAUCAUUAUAAUUAACCCAUGGGUAGACAACUUUUUUAUCAGUUGACACCUAAAGAAAGCCAUGGAAAUAUGGAGUUAUGUUAGACAUUUAUUUCUCUCUCUUUCUCUCUCGAUCGGUCAAAAGAUGUUUUGAACAGCUUGUAGGGGAAAUAAACCCCCAUACUUCAGUUCUUUCACAUUAAUUUUUAUCUUGCCACUUUCAGUUCAGUUUUCUAAAUGCAUCAGACUGGAAUCCAGGAGCUUACGUCCGUUUAUUCACCAGACAGCGCUUUUAUUAACGAUGAUUUCUUUUCUUGUGAAGAGGAGUUUUUAAUACUGCUAAGAAUUGUUAGUUAGCGUGAUUUUAAGUUGACGUUGGCAUUUAUGUUGUUUUUAUCAGAUAAGUGUCAUAACAGGUCAGUAUGGAAUUCGUUAAAUAAAACAUUCAAAUUAUCUUUCAA
Molecule: messenger RNA, 1795 nt
Organism: Pocillopora damicornis (cauliflower coral)
Lineage: Eukaryota; Metazoa; Cnidaria; Anthozoa; Scleractinia; Pocilloporidae
Product: TNF receptor-associated factor 5-like
Source: RefSeq, a predicted model, not a curated record